AUGAUAGUCCUGUGUGUGGGACCCUGCAGACCUGGGAUUCAGCCCAUCAAUCCAUCCUGUCAUCUGGAGAUCAUUAAAGUAGUUCAGGAACAUGAAUAUAUACAAGAAGGAGACAUUAUGAUUGGAGGAGUGAUGACUGCACAUUUACAUAUGAUUAAUGUUACAUUUCCAUUGACUGAUUCUGAGAGAUUCCUGUGCAUUGAUCCCAUCCCACAGAAUUUUAGGCAUUUUAUUGAUUUUCGAUUUGUAGUUGAGCAAAUUAACAAAGAUCCCACCCGGUUACCCAACUUGACUCUGGGAUACCAUAUAUACGAUUCCUGUGGGAACCCAAAGAAGGCUGUGAGGAGUGUGUUCCAAAUAUUAUCUGGUACCAAGGAGCCUGUUCCCAAUUACUCCUGCGUGGGAAAGAGAAACAUUGCUGGAUUUAUUGGGGAUCUUUCAUCAGAAACAACUGUGCCCAUAGCUCAAAUUCUAACAAUUUUGGGAUAUUCCCAGAUCAGCUAUGGAGCUACAGACCCAUCAUUAAGUGAGAGAAUCACCUUCCCAUAUUUUUUCCGGACAGUACAGAGUGAGAAAAGCAGUUAUUUUGCUUUAGGAAAGUUGUUGAGACAUUUUGGUUGGACCUGGGUUGGAAUAAUUACAUCUGAUGAUAUCAGUGGAGAUGAAGAACAUCAGCACCUGAGCAAAUAUCUCUACAGUCAAGGCAUCUGCAUAGAGUUCACCGUAAGACUAAACAUUAAUGAUUACACUUCUGUGUAUACAGACCAAUAUUCCUCCCUUAUUUACCUCUCAUCGACCAGCAUUAUUUUACUUUGUGGAACAGUCUCUUUAUUUUUUCUUAUACAAUUGUCUCAUGUGACACCUGUACUUCUGAAAAAGACAUUGAUACUAACCACCAACUGGGGAGCCAAUGAUAUGGUCUUUGGUUAUGAACAAGAAAUAUUUAAUUGCAGUUUGGUGUUUGUGCCAGGUUAUCAUUAUCAUCUAGACACUCCAGAAAUGAGGAGCUUUUUAGAGAAUUUACAUCCUUCAACGUUCCCAGAGGACAAGUUACUUGAUAAUAUUUGGAUGAUUUUUUAUUUGUGUUUGUCAGAAGAUCCAAACAAGAAUCAUUUAUAUGAAUAUAUCUACCUUCAGAGGCUCCAGAACUGUACUGGACAGAAACAUAUAACAGAUAUUCCCUAUUUUACAGCUGAUUCCAGUUCUCCACAAGUGCAUCUUGCUGUAGAUAUUAUGUCUCAGGCACUUCAUGAUAUGAAUAUGCAGCUUAGUGAGAAAUCUCUGAAAUACAGAGAAAAGUAUCAUUAUGUGCACCAGCUAUGGGGUUCUGGGCUACAGCUCCAGCCAACAGCAGCGGCCGUAUCUGUGACUGCUCGCCUGGGACUGACCAGCUACUCCAGAACUACCAUCAGCUAUAGGUCCCACUCCCAGUCCUGCAGCAAUGUCCCUUCUUCUUCCUACAGGAGGGCUUCCAGGGGGGCUGGAUACCUGGCUGAAGAAGCAGUCGAUCUGUCGCAAACUUCAGCGGUGAAUAACGAGUACAAGAUCAUUCGCACCAACGAGAAGGAGCAGCUGCAGGGGUUGUUACACCAAUACUUAAAAACACUUACGUAUAACUCCUCUGAUGGUCCGACUUUCUAUUUCAAUGAAAAUGGGGAAUAUAUCACUAGACACUUGAUAUAUAACUACAAAUUUGCUAAUGGAUUGGUGAUUAAGAACCUCAUUGGGGAGUCCUCACCUACAUGGAAGAACAAUACUAUCCCAAGAGCUCAAUGUUCAGACAGUUGUCUCCCCGGCUUCAGGAAGGCACCAAGUUCCAGUGCCCAAUCCUGCUGUUAUGACUGUGUCUUGUGUUCUGAGGGAGAGAUCUCCAAUAUAACUGACAGCACAAGCUGCUUCAAAUGCCCAGACAUGGAGUGGCCCAAUGAGGGGAAGAAUCAUUGUAUUGCGCGCAAUGAAGAUUUUCUUUCAUACACAAAUGAUCACAUUUCUGUGUUUAUAUCAUCUAGUUCUAUUCUUCUUUUCCUUAUUAAUCUCUGGAUAUUAGGAGUUUUUGUUGUAUACUGGGACACCCCCAUUGUGAGAGCCAACAACAGGAGCCUCAGCUUCCUCCUCCUUGUCUCCAUCAAGCUGAGCUUCCUCAGUGUGUUUCUGUUCCUCGGUCGCCCUGUGGAUAUAACCUGCAUGCUGCGCAUCAUCACUUUUGGAAUCACCUUCUCCAUAGCUGUCUCUUCUCUCCUGGCCAAGACUAUCAUGGUUUGUGUUGCUUUCAAAGCCACCAAGCCAGGGAGCUCAUGGAGAAAAUGGGUGGGAGUCAAACUGUCCAAUUCUGUAGUCUUGUUCUGCUCAUCCAUUCAAAUAAUAAUCUGCAUGACUUGGUUGGCCAUUUCUCCUCCCUUUCAGGAACUGGACCUUCACACUUACCCUGGAACCAUCAUCAUUCAGUGCAAUGAGGGCUCAGCUAUUGGCUUUUAUUCAGUUAUUGGGUAUAUGGGGCUUCUGGCAGCUGUUAGUUUUGUUUUAGCAUUUUUAGCUCGGACAUUACCGGACAGUUUUAAUGAGGCCAAGUACAUCACUUUCAGCAUGUUGCUCUUCUGCAGUGUUUGGAUCACAAUGAUCCCGGCCUAUCUGAGCACCAAAGGCAAAAACACUGUGUGUGUGGAGAUAUUUGCCAUACUCACCUCAAGUGCUGGACUUUUAUUCUGUAUAUUUCUCCCAAAAUGUUCUAUAAUAUUAUUUAGACCUGAGAUGAACACAAAAUCCCAUUUACUUGGAAACAAAACCUUACACCCUACAUGAUAAAUGAAACAAUUAAUGUUCCUGCUCCAAUUAAUCUAAAUAGAAACAUGUCUGUGUUUGGGGUAAUUAUCAGAGAGUGGAAAGAGUUUCUAUUGACCAAUAAAGCACAGAAAUAUUAGUGGAGGAACAUAAUAAUGAGCAUAUAUACUGUAGCAGAUAUUCAUAA
This is a messenger RNA of Xenopus laevis (African clawed frog), 2965 nucleotides long. RefSeq names its product vomeronasal type-2 receptor 1. Lineage: Eukaryota; Metazoa; Chordata; Amphibia; Anura; Pipidae. The transcript is spliced from 7 exons. Bases 1 to 2799 code for a protein of 932 amino acids. The record is from RefSeq and is a predicted model, not a curated record.